Molecule: messenger RNA, 906 nt
Organism: Mauremys reevesii (Reeves's turtle)
Lineage: Eukaryota; Metazoa; Chordata; Testudines; Geoemydidae
Exons: 7
Coding region: 1-846 (281 amino acids)
Source: RefSeq, a predicted model, not a curated record
AUGAGCGAGGUGUCUGUCCUGGAGAAAACAACCUUCCUACUAGGACUGCUUUGCCUUUGUACAGGCUCUGCAGAUGCUGCUGCCCCCAGCGUGUAUCAGUCCCCGCCCUGCAUCUUUGCAGCUGUGGGGUCAGAGCCCAUUAUGGAGUGCAGCUCCCCUCUGAUAGGGGAAAGUAAAAUAUUUUUUAUCUCAUGGUACAAAGAGGAGAGGAAACUGAGUCUCUCAGACAGGCGCUUCAUGCGAUCUGAAAACAUUACAGCACGGUCUGGUUCUCUCUGGAUACCCCGUGUGCAGACUAAUGAUGCUGGAGUCUAUACCUGUGAGAUAGGGACCACCACCCACAGCUUUAAUGGGAGUGGAACAAAACUGGAAGUUCACGGUUCAGGUCAGAAACUGGAGAAUCAAACUGCAGCAGAAGGGUGUGUUCAUUUUACUGCGCCCCAGCAAGAACACGUGGCUUUGACAGUGGGUCUGCCUCUUCUGUUCCUGCUGACAGCGAGCGUGCUCAUCAUCUGCUACUUCAAACGGCCAAAAUGGUUCCCAGCUGAGGAAAGCUUUAGGAACCAAUUGGAUACGCACAGAGAGACGCCAACACAACAAGAAUUAACCACAGAAGUACCCCCCGACUUGUAUCACAUGCCAAAAAGCACCUCUAGACUCGCACACCAGAAGGAAAGACAACUGCAACCUCAGACUCCCGCGAACCCAAUCGAAGACGGCCUGAAUUAUAGCUCUAUGUACUUCAGCCAGGAAUAUCCGGAGGCUGUACAAAUGGAUGAAGAGAGAACAGAACUAUAUGCACCAGUGAAGAAAAAGAAAAGUUCAGCCUCUUAUGCAGCGUACUAACGUCAUUAGACUAAUCAGUGUGGUCCGAGUCACGCUGGGUGGCUUAUCCCAUUGGCAGAC